UGGAUAAUUGUAUUUCACCCAUCAACAGUGAGAAGGGGUACGUGGGGAAAAUAUAGAGGGACCCACAACAAGGCAGACGCAACACAUGAAUGUGCGUCAAAGGAGAGGUGUUCAACCAGUCUAGAGGGAGUAUUUCUUCUGCACUGACUGGCGAUAUACAAAUGGUCUUGUUUUGAGUGAGGGAGGAAGCCAGUGCGUUCUGGGUGUGAGGCUAUCGGCACGCUGCAACAGAGGAGAAACUACUUCCCCACACUGUCCACUAUCUAUUGUCUAGACCUUCGAACUUGCACAUGCAUUGUAUCAUAUGAUCUAUGUGAGAGUGCACAAAUGCAUUGCAUGUAUAAGCUGUAGAUUGUUGGAUGUAAACUAAUUAUUAGCCUGAUAAAUUGUGGUCAGAGCUAUUGGCCAUCAUCCCAACGCGCAAUUUGAGUUGGCGAAGAGCGCGCACGGAGGAUCAUCACUAGGUGGAUAUUCGUUCCCUCUUGUGAGAUAUCAGUGGAUUGUCGGUACUGGAGAGUCCUGUCUGACAUACGUAUAGAGCAAGAGAACAGAGAGAGGAGGCUAUGAUUGCUGUGGGGGAAAACUGACAGGAGCAGCUUGGUGAACAAACGGCUCUCGAGACGCAAUGAGAAGUCGGGACACGAAACCUUUGGAACUAUAAUAGGCCUAAUAUAUAGCGUUAUAUUAGUUCAUCCUAUGAAACAUACUCAUACAAUUGUUGAGAGUCCGAGACCAAGGAAGGGGAUUUCGUUGUUAACCCUGUAAACAAGGCUUUAAUGCAUUUAUAGGCUAUACAACCUGCUGGAUUUUCCACCUGACUCGCCGCAGGUUCUUACACCAAACAUACUGACUGACGCCUAUGAACAUCGAUGGAAUAAUAUAUCAGAAGACAAAGAUAAGCCUGACGACUGUAUCAUUCUUCGUCCAAUCCACCGAAUAAUUCAUAGGCUACAUCAACUCCGGGACCCCAUCCAACGACAGUCAAUACAGAGGAAAAGAUUAGUAAGAAUCUUGAAAUCCGCACUGGGUUGUGCGUUGAAAUCUAAUCAGAUUCCAGUGGGUUGCCGAGUAGCAAGGGGAAGCGUGAGAAAAGUUCCAGCUAAAAGCGUGACAGCGGGAAGACAACUAUCAACCUCUUUAUUUUUGCUCAAUAUGUAUGUCGAUGAUGUUCAGCCGUAGAUUAUGAUGAGGUUUGAGGAUGUUAUCAAUCUGGGGGUCCACGGCUGCGUGAGACGGUGUCUUUAGUGGUCUGGCUCUGAAGAGGUUGGUUUGUUUUUAUUGAAAAUAAAAAUAUAAGGGCUGGAUCUGGGAAGAGCUCGGAUAUCUCCUGAUUCACGAAAUGGUACCGGACAGCGACAUAGAUAUAAUUGUGCCUUGUUAACCUCACAGCGGGAUAUCGCUUUGCAUCGAACCAUUAGUUUCAACAGUGCCUCCGUAUUAUUUGCUUCUUGAAAAAUAUGAUUAUGGUGCUGGAUAAUUUGACUCUAUUAUCAAUGUGCAAGUCCUAAAUCUCAACCGAUUGAUUGAUAUUCAUUGAUGGAUUAAAUUCUACAUCGUUUGCAAUCUGGGGACCGGAUAAGGUGUGUGAAAGUAUCACCACGGAGUCUGCCAAAUUGCUUGAGAAUUGCGGAUGUAUUUUCGAUGCAGUUUUCGAGGGGAAGGAGCUGAAGAGCCAACUGUCGUUGUUUGAAUCAGCUAUCCUGCUAACAUCAGCAUCUUUGGUGACAACUAAAGUUGAAACCUACCCAGCUGAACGUGUCUUCAAAGGGUAAGCCAGCAGCCGAAAGCGAGCAAACGUGAGGAUGGCCAGAAACCACGGAGACUGUAAAUAAAUUGGCAGCUCUCCCCAACCCCGCCUCUUCCCAAAGAGUGGAUGAUCCAGCCAAUGAAUUAUGAAUGUUGAACAAAAUGACCUCUUCUUGGCAGCAGCAGACGAUGAGAGGUCCUAGGUGGAACCGGGUCCUGUCCGACCCUUUGUUCGUGCUGCUUCUGGCCCUCCAGCUCCUGGCGGUGGCGGGCCUAGUGCGCGCGCAGACCUGCCCAUCUGUCUGCUCCUGCAGCAACCAGUUCAGCAAGGUGAUCUGCACCCGUCGGGGACUACGUGAUGUCCCAGACGGCAUCUCCACCAACACACGAUAUCUGAACCUUCAGGAGAACCUCAUCCAGGUGAUCAAGGUGGACAGCUUCAAGCACCUGCGGCACCUGGAGAUCCUCCAGCUCAGCAAGAACCACAUCCGCAACAUUGAGAUUGGGGCUUUCAACGGCCUGGCUAGUCUCAACACCCUGGAGCUGUUCGACAACCGCCUCACCACCAUCCCCAACGGGGCCUUUGAGUACCUCUCCAAACUCAAGGAGCUGUGGCUGAGGAACAACCCAAUCGAGAGCAUUCCCUCGUAUGCGUUCAACAGGGUGCCCUCACUACGGAGGCUGGACUUAGGGGAACUGAAACGCCUCUCGUAUAUCUCAGAGGGAGCUUUCGAGGGGCUCAGCAACCUGCGCUACUUGAACCUGGGCAUGUGCAAUCUGAAGGAGAUUCCCAACCUCAUACCCCUGGUCAAGCUGGACGAGCUAGAGAUGUCAGGGAAUCAGCUGACGGUCAUCAGACCCGGCUCCUUCAAAGGGCUGAUCCACCUGCAGAAGCUGUGGAUGAUGCACGCCCAGAUCCAGACCAUUGAGAGGAACUCCUUUGAUGACCUGCAGUCGCUUGUGGAGCUCAACCUGGCCCACAACAACCUCACUCUGCUGCCUCAUGAUCUCUUCACCCCCCUGCACCACCUGGAGAGAGUCCACCUCCAUCACAACCCCUGGAACUGCAACUGUGACAUCCUGUGGCUCAGCUGGUGGCUCAAAGAGAUGGUGCCGGCCAACACCAGCUGCUGCGCCCGCUGCAGUUCCCCAGCAAGCCACAAGGGGCGCUACAUUGGUGAGCUGGAUCAGAACUAUUUCCAUUGUUAUGCACCGGUUAUUGUAGAGCCUCCGGCUGACCUGAACGUGACAGAGGGCAUGGCAGCGGAGCUGAAGUGCAGGGCCAGUUCUCUGACCUCAGUCAGUUGGAUUACACCCAAUGGCUCCAUUAUGACCCACGGUGCAUACAAGAUCCGCAUUUCCGUGCUAAACGAUGGCACUCUCAACUUCACCAACGUCACCAUGCAGGACACGGGCACCUACACCUGCAUGGUGAGCAACUCAGCCGGCAAUACCACAGCAUCUGCCACGCUCAACGUGUCAUCCACAGAGAACGUCCUCAGCUACUUUACCACAGUGACAGUGGAGACCAUAGAGCCAGUGCAUGACGAGGGGCGCACCACAGUUGGGCAUAAUGUGGGCCCUACCCCCUCUGCCGGCUCCUGGGAGACCGUCUCAUCCACCUCUACCACCACCACCACGGCCCGGACACCCCUCUCCACACGGGUCACAGAGAAGACCUUUACCAUCCCCGUCACAGACCUGAACGGUGGCUCAAUGACCGGCCUGGACGAGGUGAUGAAGACCACCAAGAUCAUCAUAGGCUGCUUUGUGGCCAUCACCCUCAUGGCCGCAGUCAUGCUCAUCAUCUUCUACAAGAUGAGAAAGCAGCACCACCAGCAGAAUCACCAUGCACCCCAGCGCACCAUCGAGAUCAUCAACGUGGACGAGGACUGUGUGACGGGCGGGCCGGCCAUGGAGGGCCACCUGACUCUUCCCCCGCUCGAGCAUGAGCACCUCAACCAUUACAACACCUAUAAGACUGCGUACAACCACGUCUCCACCAUCAACUCCAUACACAGCUCGGCGCACGAACCUUUGUUAAUCCGGGCCAGCUCGAAAGACAAUGUACAAGAGACCCAGAUCUAAAACUUUUUUCAUAAUGAGACGAACUGAUAAAAUUACUAAUAGGGACAUUAGUUAUGAGGACUAUGAAUGGGAAGUGGAGGACUUGACUCACUGUGUGUCCAGGGUAUCAGUGGUUGAUGUUUAUUCAAUGACAUUGGGAAGGAACUAGGGUAUGUCUAAUGUUUCAAAAAGUGUCUUUACAAAACAGAAGUUAUUUAUUUAAGAAAAAAUAUAUUGUGGUUAAUCAAGAAAAAAACUGUAUUCUGCAAUUAUUUUUUCAGUACUUAUUUCAUCAGAUGUUUUGUUUUUCUUCAUUUGAGGGAGGGUGGUUUACUAAUAUGCUUAUAUGUGAAUCUAAUGCUAACCAUAAGUGUGUAUGUGAUGGCAAGUUGGCAAUCACUUUUUACCCCACAUACUUUGAGAAUAUCUAGAUAACCGCAGAGAUUUCCUCCUGCCACAAAUUAAUUGAUGAAAUCUUUUGUGACCAUCUGUUAAUUUAGAUGGAUUAAAAGCUUGGUGGUUAUCUGAGGGUGAACGCUGGGACUGUCAGCGAUGAAAUCUGAUAAUAACACAAUAUUUCAUUAAAUCUUCCACUCAAAUGCAUUAGACACAGAUGUACACUUGGCUCUGCCAUCGAUAGAUUGGGGACGUUAAACGAGGGAAGUGUGUUCCAAACUAACCCAAGGCCAACUGUUAGCAACAAGCGAUUCAUAGUUUUUUCACUGUGUUUAUUUUGCCAGAAAAUCACACGUUUCACACAGUGUUUUUGUCUCAUUUACACAUUGUGCAUUUAUACUAUUUGUGAUUCCUUCUUUAUUCUAUUUGCUCUAAUCCAUCAUAACUUUGUGAGUCACACAAAGAUGCUUUAAGAUCACUUUGGCAAAUGUAGUCAGGCAUAUGAGAGCUCCCUGAAUGUCACACCCCUUGUUUCCAUCUGACACCAUCUGUUAUAAUGGUGUGCCAUUCCAUCACAGAUAUGGGCGCAUUUCCAGAAGAUUGCUGUAUCAUAUUAAUGUCGUUCCUGAGAAAUUAAGCACUUCUCCAGGUGUUGAAAGAUCUAAUAAUUUGUCCAAAAGAAGAUACCUAGAACUCCCCCAAUAAUUCUGAUGAGACUCCUGUAUGAACUCUCUGUGACCUCUGACCCCUGACUUCAAGGAGCUGACUGGUGAGUGGGAGAGGGGGUUUAGGACCCCGAACACAGCUGUUUCUUCCAGCACAUUGCCUGUCGUCUGUAGUCUGUUCCCACAUUGGGCACGGCAGCCUCAGAUUCACACCGGGAUCUUGCCAAGUGCAGGAUGAAGCCCAGAGGACAGAGUGCCAGGGCUUUUGCAGAGAGAGGAUUUAGGUAUGAAGCGUGUGACGUCGGGCAUCAAGCAGAUGUUCAGGUCACACCUGCAUCCCUCUACCUCAGCCAUGGCACCAUUUCCAUUUUAAUUGAUGUGCCUGCAGGGGCUUUGGGUGGACAGCUUUUCACAGGCACCCUGUUCCCUGGAAAACGUUCAAUAGGCCCCACAGUGAAAGAUGGUGCCAUAAAUACAGAGGCCAAACAAGUACCCUUCACAUCCAAGGCUUAGCCACAUGCCCCAGGUGUCUCUUUAUAGAUGAAGUGAACUGAUAUUUUUUUCUCCCUUUUACUUUUGAUCUCCACACCCUCCAUAAUGUCAAACAUCUAAGAAAGAGUAUGCAACACUCCUUUUUCAUUCGGUUCAAUUCUGUUUCUGAGAAAAUAAAUGAUUGUGUAGUAUUUUACAUUUUCCAGAAGGUUGGGGGUAAAUUCUUAUCAUUGUUUCCCAUCCAGAUGUCAUCUAGUUCUUCUCUGGGAGAAAGCACUAUUAAUGAUAUGAUGUCAAAUACAGUAGUGGGCUGAUUCAUUCACCAUAGAAUUCAUGACCUUGAGCGGAAAGGCAUGAGCUAACAGAUUUCCUAUUGGCUAGAUGCUUUACUCAUUACUCAUAGUCAAAUGGAAAUAUUUCUAUGGAUAGUGUUAAUGGAAAUACACCUCAACUAUGUUACAAUAUUUUUACAGUGACGUAAUAGCAUGUCAUCCCCUUGCACUUGACCAGUGUUUGGCAUUUAACAAUAGGGUAUAGAGGUUGUUGCAGAUGAUAAUGCGAAGUUGUGUCAUCCCAGUUACUUUUCCACUUAAACCCAGACAGUAGGGGAUGCAGAACCAGAGAAUAGAUAAAUGAUGCAAUCAGUAUAAAAGUCACUUCUAUGGUAUACUUUUGGCAGCAAUUUCACAGAAAGACGUAAUCCACAAAGAUGAAUGAAUAACUUAUUUUAAUGUCAUGUGGGACUUAAUGACGUCAUUAAUAAUUAAGUUAACUCCAUCUCACAUGAGCUUCUACAACCCAGUUUUAGUCAACAUGAAACAAAUAUGUUCCUCAGUGUGACAUCCCUGCCAAUACAAUAAUUACUCAUGGUGAAACAUGUUUACAUGAAGUUUUACACAGUGGUAAACCAUGUCUUUGUGUGUUUGGGGAUCAUGGUGUGGUCUGGAUCCAAAAGUUUGAAAUAAGAGUUUAUCCAUCUUCCCUUCUCUUUCCUUCAUCAUUUGGAGUCUUUUAUGGUGAAUCUAUUGAAAUUUAGUCAACCCAUCUCAUUCUGUAUGUACUGUAUCUCAAUGUUUUGGUUGGGUAGAUGGGGCAAGAUGUUUUUCUUUCAGCGUCAUUUUUAUUUUUCUCUGAAAGGGAAUGCUGUUCUAGUGGUAGAUUUAUAUCAAGAUACAUUUUGAAAUAAAAUAAAACAAAAAAAACAUUUGUAAAUUUUAAUUUUACAUGUGCCAACAAACUGUUCAACAAGUGAAAAAGAGAAACAUGCUGUAAAAGAAUAAGAAAUUGAUUAUCAUGUAAGUAUACUUUCAUGACCUUUUAAAAAAGAUUAAGAUUGAUUAUAGAAACCAGAGUUUGUAGUUCAUACACAAAAAUAAGGUUACAAAUAAACUAUUGUUGUUUUUCUGUA
Oncorhynchus mykiss (rainbow trout) is the source of this 6774-nucleotide messenger RNA. NCBI's taxonomy places the organism in Eukaryota, Metazoa, Chordata, Actinopteri, Salmoniformes, Salmonidae. The record is from RefSeq and is a predicted model, not a curated record.